AUACAUGGAAAAGGUCUGACACCAAAAGAUGGCUGAGAGAGAAAUGCAAUGACAGCGGGGGUUUACCGCAUUUGACAGCGGCAUUUUCACCAACCGCAUGACUGGCCUUAUGUAUAUGUAUAUGUAUGUGUGCUCUCCCCCCUACUUUUUGUGCACACAUGAAGCAUUACGGGUGCAGUAAAGUAAAAUUUUACUCGCACCCUGAUCAUUCUUUUUUAAAUUGCACAACCACUCUUUAUGAUCAUUUUGUUUGCAAUUUACUGAAAAAAUGCAAAUACAUUCCUUGCAUUUGUUCGCAUGACCCACUCUCAUUGUAUUUAUUUUACACUUUGCUUGAUGCAUAUAGGUAGUGCCCCAAAUAACUGUUGCCAAGCGCCAACCUUUACAACUUCCCUUAUUUUUUAUUUUUAUACAUUAUCAUUUUAAACACUUUAUUUAUUAAACCAUGGACAAGCAUAUGAGCUACUUGCAGAAGCACCCGGCCAUUACCAGGUCUCGCGUGAACAAUUUUAUGAGUGACAACCAGUGGAAGGACGUCAAUAUCCAGGCCACUCUCUACGACAUGUGCAUAAGCGGAGAGCCGCAUAUCAAGCUCGAGGUGUGGUCGGCCCCCGGCCAGGAUCGCCCAUCGUUUGAGCAUGCUGUCAAGCAGGAGUUCCGACCUGCAAAAGUGGGCCAGUCAUUUGGACCGUCAUGGACCACACACUGGUUUCGAGUAACAGCCAAAGUGCCCGCCUCGUUUGUCGGUAAGCCAGCGCAGUUUUUGAUAGACACCAAUAGCGAAGCCAUGGUUUGGUCAGCAGCUGGCGAGCCAAUCAUUGGGUUAACCGGAGGUGGCGGCGUCGAGCGGCACAUUGACUAUCUUCUAACACCUUGCGCUACAGAACAUGAGGAACCACUCUUGUUUUACGUUGAAAUGGCCUGUAACGGCUUGUUUGGAAAUGGUGACUACCACAAGCACCCACAGGACCGCGACAUCUACUAUCGUUUGAACAGUGCCAACAUUGUGGCGCCUAACAAGGACGCAUGGGCACUCUUCCACGACAUGGAGGUAAUCAGUGAGAUGGCGAAUCACUUGUCGCAGGACUCGCCGCGGUCCUGGCAAGCGCUCACUGCGGCGAACGACAUUGUCAAUGUCUUUGAGUACUCUGAUUUAUCAACCAUAGCGCCUGCGAAAAAGAUUGCCGAGGCGUUUUUAGAUAUCCAGGGCAGCUCGGCUAACCACCGCGUGUACGCCAUUGGUAACUGCCAUAUUGACACCGCAUGGCUGUGGCCGUAUGCUGAAACUAAGCGCAAGUCCGCGCGCAGCUGGGCGACACAGCUCUAUCUGAUGGACAGCUACCCUGAGUACCGUUUUGCAGCGUCUCAGGCACAGCAGUUUGAGUGGCUUCACGAAAACUACCCAUCAUUGUUUGAGCGCAUCAAGGAGAAGACCAAAACAGGGCAGUUUAUCCCAAUUGGUGGUACCUGGGUCGAAAUGGACUGCAAUAUUCCCAGCGGCGAAUCACUUGUGCGCCAGUUCCUCCUCGGCCAGCGCUUCUUUAAACAGCACUUUGGCGAAUACUGCAACGUCUUCUGGCUUCCAGACACCUUUGGCUACUCGUCGCAGCUGCCGCAGAUUAUAAAACAGGCAGGCGCAAAAUAUUUUUUUACACAGAAGCUGUCAUGGAACAACAUCAACAAGUUCCCGCAUACAACGUUCCAAUGGGUCGGGUUGGACGGCAGCCACGUGCUGACGCACAUGGCGCCCGCCGAGACAUACGGGGCCCAAUGUCGCCCGGGCGAACUGAUUGACAGCGUCAAGCGCCACAAAGAUAUUGCGUACACCAACGAGAGUCUGUAUCUAUUUGGCAAUGGAGACGGCGGUGGUGGUCCCCUGCGGUCCAUGCUCGAGCGGCUGCGCCGAAUGAAAGACGUCGAUGGUCUUCCCAAGGUCAAGCAGGCGCACCCGCAAGAGUUUUAUGUGCACGUUGAGGAAAACUCUAAGCAGCUAGUGACAUGGAAGGGUGAACUGUAUUUUGAGCUCCACCGUGGCACGUACACGUCUCAAUCCAAUAAUAAGCUGUGGAACCGCCAGUCCGAGUUCAAGCUUAGAGAUGCGGAAAUGCUCUGCACAAUUGCACACAUGAGACCGCACUGCAGAGACAAGUUUGAGUACCCAAUAGACGAGUUUGUGCGGUUGUGGAAGUUGGUUUGUCUGAACCAGUUCCAUGACGUAGUUCCCGGGUCAUCUAUUAACAUGGUAUAUCGGGACAGUGAUAAGAUGUACCGAGACAUUUUCGAGACUGUUUCCAAAAUCCGCGACCGUGCUGUAGUCAGCAUCUAUGGCGGUGCUGUCACUAAUCAGAUGGGUCAGGCAACUAGUUUGGCUGUGUUUAACACGACCGGUUGGAUGCGCACGGAUAUUGUCACAGUUCCCGAACCCCUUGUCCCACUGUUUUUCUGUGAAAACAGCCCUGUAUCUGAGCAUGUGCAGGUGUCUGAACUAGAUGGUUCAGUAUUUGUACUUGCUCCCAAUGUGCCCGGAUUUGGAUCGCGGGUUAUCACACCGCAUGGCACAUCGCACGCCGAGUACAUCCAGCCAAUGCAGGUCUAUGAGUGUUCUAAUGGGGAAGGGUUUGUUCUAGAAAAUCAUUUUGUGCGCGUGGUUGUUGACAAAAGCGGCCGCAUUGUUAACUACUAUGACCACAGCGAGCGCCGUGAACUGGUUCCUGAGGGCGCGGCAGGCAACGUUUUUGAGCUCUACGAUGAUGUGCCGCUGUUCUGGGACGCCUGGGAUAUUGAGAUUUAUGCACUGGAAAAGUACCGAACGCUUGAUGGUGUCAGCGUCAUGAUAGCCGACAAAGGGCCUUUGGUUGCUUCUUUGUCCGUGCGCAUUCCCAUUAGUCACAAGAGUGUGUUGACGCAAACCAUAUCGCUAUCAGCUAUAUCUCCUCGCCUGGACUUUGACUGCAACUUGGAGUGGCACGAAAGCCGCAAGUGCCUCAAGACAUCGUUUACCUGGGACAUUACCAGCGACUUUGCCACUUAUGAGACACAGUUUGGCGUUGUACAGCGGCCGACACAUCGCAACACAUCCUGGGAUAUGGCAAAGUUUGAAGUAUGCGCGCACAAAUUUGCUGACUUGUCGGAAUAUGGCUAUGGAGUUACUCUGCUCAACGACUGCAAGUAUGGCUACUCUACACUGGGUAACACUAUGUCACUUUCGCUUAUUCGUGCUCCAAAGGCACCUGAUGAGUUCUGUGACAUGGGGCAUCAUAAGUUUUGCUAUGCCGUUUACCCGCACAAGGGUACCUUCAGCGAGUCUAACGUGGUCCAAGAGGCAUACCAGUUUAAUAUUCCGCUUGUACAUUUGCCGCUAGAUUCUGAAUCCACGAGUUGCGCUGAUGCACCGCCGUUCUUCUCGCUGACAGGUGCGCCUAACGUGGUUUUGGACACUGUCAAGGUUGCUGAGGAUGAUAAGAACAGCUAUAUUGUGCGCAUGUAUGAGGCAUACGGUGGCCGUGGCCAUGCUUUGCUGACGUCGCGACUACCAGCCACAAGUGUUUGCAAGGUUAACUUGUUGGAAAAGCCAGUUGGUUCUAAUUUGCAAUGGUUGCCGCAUUCAAAAACUGUUGAAGUGCAGCUCAAACCAUUUGAGGUUGUUUCCUUGAAAUUCUCAAUUUAA
Kickxella alabastrina is the source of this 3667-nucleotide messenger RNA. Its product is annotated as galactose mutarotase-like domain-containing protein. Gene Ontology annotation, biological process: oligosaccharide catabolic process; mannose metabolic process. Gene Ontology annotation, molecular function: alpha-mannosidase activity; carbohydrate binding. The transcript is spliced from 2 exons. The record is from RefSeq and is a predicted model, not a curated record. The coding region runs from base 446 to 3667 and encodes 1073 amino acids. Gene Ontology annotation, cellular component: fungal-type vacuole membrane. Lineage: Eukaryota; Fungi; Kickxellomycota; Kickxellomycetes; Kickxellales; Kickxellaceae.